AUGAAACCAAACACGCGCGCGAAACCCGAUUUUUCCUAUUAUCUCACCCAAAACGCAAUCAAAGAAAAGUUAGUAAAGUUGGAAACGGAUUAUCGAUCCGUGUUACGGGUGAAAUACGUGAAGAAAUCGACGGCGAACGGCGUCGGGGAUAAAAUCGCCGAAUUUGGCGGGAACGCGAACGCGAAGUCGUAUUCCGUGAUCAUCCCCGUGGUGACGAUUAAUUUAGACGGAAAGUUUGACGAGGUUGAGAAUAGGAAGAAAACGAGACUGAUGUUUGACUUUGGAGAACACGGGAGAGAGUUGAUUACGGUGGAUACGGCGUUUCGAUUUAUGGAGACGUUAGUCAAGGCCGCGGCAAAAGAAGAAGAAGACGACGAAGAAGAAGACAACAGGAGCAACACCAGCAGUGCAUUCUCUAUGCAGAAAGCGACGACUGACCGCCACUCUUUCCUCGAAUCGUUAAAACAAACGACGUUUACCAUCAUCCCGAUUGAAAACGUCAAUGGCCGAGCGAUGGUGGAAGAGUCAAAGAAGUUUUGCGAACGGAAGAACGGUCGAGGUGUGGACGUGAAUAGAAAUUUUCCGGUAAAUUUCGGCGUCAAAGAGAAAGAUUACGAUCCGAACGAGGAGUUUCCAGGCCCUUACGCGAUGUCAGAACCCGAGUCGAAAGUUUUGGAGAAAUUGUUUAAAGACGUGAAACCGCACGCUUGGGUAAACGUGCACUCGGGGAUGGAGGCUAUUUUUACGCCGUACGAUCACAAGAACGAGGAACCGAAAGGAGAGUAUCCAGAGUUUGCGAGAAAGAUUGGUGAGGAGAUCAAUCAAAUGCACUGCGGGAAACGGUGCGUGACUGGGAGCGGAGGGAAAGGCGUCGGAUAUUUAGCGCACGGGACGGUAACGGAUUACGCGUUUGAUGUGGUGAAAGUUCCAGCGGCGUUUACGUGGGAAAUUUAUGGCGACACGCAGGCGCACUUUGACGAUUGCUUCGCAAUGUUUAAUCCAGUCACAAAGGAGAAGCACGAUGAUGUCGUCGAGUCGUGGGCGGGAGCAGGGUUGAGCUUUGCGCAUUUGAUGCGGGCGCAUCCCGCAGUCGGAGAAAGAAAAGAGGAAGAUGGAAGUGGUUCGUCGAGAACGGCGCUGAGCGAUGGAGGAAAAAAAGAAGAAGCAGAAACAACAUUUGCAUUAUCGGCUUCUCCUUCGGAUUCGGUACUUCCUGUUAACACGAAUCAUGACUACCAGUCGCUUCGUGGCGCCGGUCAACUUCGAACAGGUGCAAGACUGAGAGGGAGUAAUAAGAUAAAUAGGAAAGGCCACGCGAGGUCGCAGAUGUUCGGGGCGAGAGACCAGGAUAUCGACACAUGGAAAUAUCUACUCCUCGUCUCUAUAUUCACGGUUUUGUAUUGCGUAGCUCGACGACAGUUCCGCGCGGUGAAGCGAUAUAGAACUACGAGACGUAAUCGUGACAAAGCGACGGUAUGA
This is a messenger RNA of Bathycoccus prasinos, 1479 nucleotides long. RefSeq lists its product with no specific name. NCBI's taxonomy places the organism in Eukaryota, Viridiplantae, Chlorophyta, Mamiellophyceae, Mamiellales, Bathycoccaceae. The transcript has a single exon. The record is from RefSeq and is a predicted model, not a curated record. Gene Ontology annotation, molecular function: zinc ion binding; metallocarboxypeptidase activity. The coding region runs from base 1 to 1479 and encodes 492 amino acids. Gene Ontology annotation, biological process: proteolysis.